UUUCUGCCGCUCUUCACCCUUAAUUCCCCCGAUCUCGGGCCUCAUUGAUAGCUAAGGUGAUGAUUUUUCAGUUGAUGUCGGUUCAAUGCAGAUCGUCGCCAGGUCUAGACUGAUGGUCAGAUCCUAACAGCACAGAAGGAAAAGAGACCUCUUCAAGAACAAGACAGACAAGCCAAGGAGACAUCCAAGACAGGACCAGGAUUACGCUGAGCCAGGGCAAGAGCUCUUCCAGACGUUUUGUGCCUUAGUUAAGAAGAUGAACCUACCAGUGACAGGAGGGACCGAGUGUUGAAGUACAUUUCGCCGUGCCAUCAUGAGGAAAGCUACCUCAGCUGUCGACUAUGCUAACAUGAGGGACAAAGACGUUGAGAAACCGGCAGAUGCUGAGUCUGGCUUCGGAGACAUGGAGUCUGACACCCCCGAGGCCAACCCCAAAGUGGACCUGUCCCCCGACGGGAAGUGCACGUGUUGUCCGUACGGGUACCACAUCGACCUGGACUUCCUCAAGUACUGCGACGACAUCUCCAAGGGCAGCAACAUCCCCAAGAUCGUGAGGCCCAGGAAACCCAAAUCACCUGGAGGCCCGGCUCCCAUGGACUUCCGUGCUAACACCUUGCCACGAGGCUUUUAUCUGAACUCACAGCAAAGUAAUCUACCGAAACAUGCGUCCGUAGUGCCUUCCUCGCCCAUUUCUCCCCUCUCCGUCAACACUUCCUUGUCAUCAGCGAACAAUUCCAUACCCGAAACAACAACGACAACAGCAACAACUACCAAACAAACGGUUACAGAUCCACGGGAAAAUGCCAGUUCUGUGUACGGCUAUAACUCAUCAACUCGUAGACCGUCUUUGCCAGGCGACCUGCCCAUACCUUUUACCUCACCAAACUCGAACAGCGUGUUCACCAUGCCCGCCGCGUUGGCGACUCAGAGCAACAGCGGUUCGUCUAGUUCUCUGUCGUCCCAGCUGUCCACGCAGUCCAGUUCAGGCCAGUUUUCUCCACACAGUGAAAUGUCCGGGGAUACGAAGCACAGCAUGGGAGUACAGACGCCGGCCUCGCUCCUCUCCCCGGGUAGUUCUUCGCGUGGGUCGGGGGCGUCGACUCCCCAGCCGCCAGCAGUCAGCUCCGCCAUGCUGCAGGGCAUCCGGGAACAAAUCGCCGCCAGCCUGAAGAGAAUAAAGGUCCUGGAGGAGCAGGUGAAGGAAAUCCCCGUCUUACAGGUCAAGAUUUCCGUUCUGAAGGAGGAGAAGCGCCUGCUCGUGAUGCAACUCAAGUCGAAAAAUGGCGAGCAAAAUCUCAAACCUGAAGACACCGACAACAAACGGGAGAAGCAGGAUGGCGACAAGGACGGUACGAAGAGAUUGCAUCGAAGAUCGUUGAGCACUGGAUCGUUUCAGAUGUUGGAGCAGCAGUGGAAGGAGCAACAGGCAGAGCAGGAAAAGCAGAAGGCCUCCAAAGAUGCGCCAGCACCUUCUGAAAAGAACAGUACAGCCAAGAAGCCCAAGGUGCCUCCCCCAGUGCCCCCUCGGAGCUUCCGAUCCGUCUCAGUCGGUGACACAACCAGUCUUUCAGAUAUCGUUUGCUACAAUAGUGCCUUGCGGACAACCACAGACGUAGGCACCAACACCACGGUACCAUCACGCGACAUAGGAGUCGGUUAUUCCCCAAGGAUGCGCCACGUCGGGGUGGGAAUAUCCAACGACUUGCUUCAACAGGAACUAGGAAUCGUAGAAAACCAGAAGUGCAAUACAGCAGUUGUGGAGACGUCGGAAGUUGGUGUGGGGGUUUCGGUCGAGCAGAGGGCGGUUGCCGUCGGCAACCACACAGAAUUGCGGGACGUUGGCAUGACAACAGACCCUGAGGUGGUUAAGAAGCAGAAAACCAAACACGCCACCCGAAGCAUUGGGGUGAUUGUAGAUAUACCAGAAACAAAAGACGUUCGAACAGUUGGUGUAGGCAAUGGCUCUGUUUCUGAACAUCAGAAGCCCCCGGUAGAGACUGUGUCUGUUUACACAAACACACCCGUCAUCAAUACCAUUGAUAAAGUUACCAAUACUGUAGCGGUGAAUCUGAAAACGGUGGCAGUUGGGAAUUUUUCAGUGAAGGAUGUUCUGUGCGACCGCUGUGCCGAUGUGAAGACGAAGACUGUUGCGGUGGGAGUGUGUAGUAUAAAGGACACAAUAUGUGAUCGUUGCAAUAACAUGGAGAGUAAAACGGUGGGUGUCGGGCGCUGUACCGUUAACGACACCGUCUGUGACAAGUGUAGCAACCUCAAAACUAGGAGUAUCGGCUGCACGACCUUGGCAAACUGGAACCAGAAGUCUGUCUCUGUUCUCGCCAAGGUCGAGCAGACCGACGCCGGCACAGGAGACGAUUCUGUUCUGGAGGAAACGGUGGACUCAGGAAAGGACCAAACGGAGACGAAGGACAUCGGAGUUGGAGAAGACUCUAUAUUCCCCUUGGAGGAGGCGAAACCCCCAGUCCUAAUACAGGAAGAGAAAACGGUGAACGUUGUUUCCUUUGCAACUGCAGCUCGCCCGCCGCUGGAGAUCGUAGAGAGCUCCAGUAGCGACGAAGUAGAGGAUGAAGAUGAUAUGAUCCCUCCUCUCCAACAGGCGAGCAUCAUCAAGACAACAGAACCUCAGGUGGCAGAAGUACAGCCUGUACGCCACAUCGUCAGGGAAACGGUUGUCAGGGAGACGGUCGUCACGGUUACGCCUCAGGAUGGUUACGAGGAGCUGGAUGGUGAAGUGAAGCAUAAAGAGGAGGAAGAGAAGGAGUCUUUAGAGGCUGUGGAUGGAUUUGAGAACAAACAUGCUCUGUCACCUGGCUCGAGCCCUGCCAUCUCCAACUUGCGGCCGUUACGGUCGUGCUUGAAGGGAAAACACUCCACCAAGAAAGUAAACAUCAAGAAAGAGAUCCAGUUUGUGGGCGUUAACGGCAAUGGCCAUGAUGAGAGUAGCAGCGAUGACUCUAGCUCAGAGGAGAGCUCGGAAGAUGAAACAGACGACGAAGACAGCAGCAGCUCCGAAUCAGAGUCUUCAGACGAGGGGGGCUACAACUGCGAACUGGGCAAAGUCAUCAAGAAGGGCAAGGAAGACCAAGGCAAGAAGGACGUCAAGACGAUAUCAUCCUCGGAAAUCAUCUGUGAAGACAUCAAAGAAACUGAUCGGCUGGUGAGCAGGGAACUCAAGGAAACACAUGAGUUGAGUGAGGAACUACAAGAAGCCUGUGGAGUGCUGGAGAAGCAUGUCACCACGCCCAAGUCUGUGCCUCCGAGAGAACUGAUGAUGGCCAUGAACACGAUCCAGCACGAGUGGAUGAAGGCCGGCGCUCAGAAGACGUCGGACGUCCAAGUGGUGCGGGAUUACCUCGCCGCGUUCGAGCAGAUGGCGACUGGAGUCCUCGGCAAGAUAGUCAACCUAGCGGAUGGAAAUGGUAACACAGCCCUGCACUACUCCGUGUCACACUCCAACUUCGACAUUGUUGAGAUUCUCUUGGAGACUGGCCAGUGUGAGGUCAACAAACAGAACAAGGCUGGCUACACGGCCAUCAUGCUGGCUUCCCUGGCCAAGCUGCAGGGAGAUCGUCAGAUGGAGGUGGUGAAGAAACUGUUCCAGGCCGGCGACGUCAACAUCCGGGCCACACAGGCUGGACAGACCGCGCUCAUGCUCGCUGUGAGUCACGGGCGGCAGGAGAUCGUCAAAAUGCUGAUCGAGGCGGGCGCAGAGGUCAACCUGCAGGACGAGGACGGCUCCACCGCCCUGAUGUGUGCCAGUGAACACGGGCACUUGGAGAUAGUCAAGCUCCUCCUGGCCCAGCCGGGCUGUGACGCUACCAUCACUGACAAUGAUGACAGCACAGCUCUGUCCAUCGCCAUGGAGGCAGGACAUAGGGACAUCGGUGUGCUGCUCUACGCUCAGGUCAACAUGGGGAAAACUGCACCGGGUGGAGGCAAGGGAAGGAGGUUAUCACCCAGCCCAACACGAAGAAAAUCACCCUAGUUGUACUGACGUGCAUGAAGAGAGGAGGGUCCAGUCACCCCUGUUGAACAGUGGUAUCACCUAGUUUUUAUGUUACUUUUAUGCCAGAUGUCGGAUCAUGCCACUUUCAGAACAGGGUAUAUUUUAGAACAUUAUUGCAGACAAGAAGGGAAGAUUGUAAAUGGUGAUUAAAAGUCACUGGAUAUGAAUCUAUGUUCCAAAUUGCUGCAGCAUCACAUUUUUGUGUCUAAGAAAUUGCAUGCUCAUAUUUGGGGCAUAUAAAACUUUGCCUCGAAUGUUUAUUAUGUAAUGUUACGUGUAUAUUCUGAACCUUACUACAGUUAACAGAAAAAAAAUCAUUAAAGAAGCUUCAGAAAUAUAUAAGUUGAAUAUCGCAGAACUCGAGCAAAGCCACCAUUGGUAUAUUGAUAAGGUAUGUUGAAGAUACAUGUUUGUAUCCUUAGAAGUAGGGGAAAUUUCUUAGCAAGUUAAGUUUAUUCCAUGUGUCGUACUAACAUACAUGUAUAUUGUUAUGUAUUAACAUGCUCUCAGCUCUGCUCAGCAAAUACUUACCACCCCUCGGACAGAGUGGAACUGACCACAUCUUCCUAGAAUAUGUCUGCUUUUAGAGCAGUCCACUUUGUGUCAAGGGGUGGCAGGGCUAAGCAGUAACAAUGUAUUCAAUAUGUUAUUUAUUGUAAGGUUUUGAAUAAGGUACAUGUAUACCAAUACCAUGAUAUCUUUCAUUCACUACAAUGCAAGAAAGGUUACUUGGUACUAACUAUGGAUACACUGUCAUAAGGUAUUAUCCAAAUAGAUUUUUAAAUAACAACAUAUGUAUAACUGUCUUUCAAACAGGAAGAAUACAAACAGUCUAAAUGACAACCAGAUAUCAGAUCAUAAAAAUGAAUACUGGCCGAAUUGUUGCCAGAUUGCAAGACAAGUACAAUGCCACCAUGACAGCUGUAAAUAAAUAAAUACCUAAAUACCCAACCCAAGAAGGCACCUGUAGUCUAGGCAGUGUUUAAAAAGUGCCAUGACAUCGUCAUUUUGACAACAGAAAUAUAAAUUUUAUACCCUCGAGUUAACCACAUGUAUGUCACAUGUAUGGUGAUGGAUAUAGAAAAAAGGAAUAUAUUUUGAAAGCAAGAAGAAGCUAUUUUAGUAUUUCAGGACGUAAAUGAUAGCAAUAGUAAGAUUACUACUAACAUGUUAAUCUGUGAUGAUACAGUUGACCAUGCUUCCUUGUCCUGCUAAAUUGUAGUUUUACUAACAACAUGACCGCUCUGAAUGUUUCAUGGUGAAUACAUAAAAACUGUGAUGACAAACUUGUCAGUGUACAGCUGUGAGAAGCUAGAGGGGCUGUUGGUGCAUGUGGUCUAUGAUUAAUCUUUGAUGGUCAAUUUGACAAAGUUGCAGAACUGGAAACUGCAGUUCUGAAAUAUACUGCUAGGCGUCCUCGUGAAAAUUGAACACAUACCUGAACAGUGUCUGUCCUUUCAUGCUGUAAUGAAGGAAGAAAAUUUUUUGUUGAUAACAUACAGUAAUACUUUUCAUGAAAUGGAUGUUGAAAUGCAGGGGUAAAAGAAAAGGAGAAUGAAAAAAAAGACAACUUUUGACUGUCAUUGCCAUAUGCUCCAGGAUUCCCUUUUAUUCUAGGCUUUCACAUUGACAAAUACAUUUUAGCUCCUUUUUUCUGGUCCAUGCAUGUCUAUGCACUUGUGAAACAUAAGAUUUCACUCCGAUUUCUGUUGUUCAUCAGGCUAGAUAUACUUUGUGUAUCUACAUGUAUUAUACAAUAGGAAGCAUUCACAUUACGAUACAGAAUCAGUGAAACAAUCAUACCUUAAUUAUGAUAAAGAGGUCACCUCAUUUACAUUUAUACAUCAUACCAUAUACUUGUAUACUAGAAGUGGAUAGAAAAACUGUCUGCCAAUCUGGAUGCACCCCUUUCAUGCAAGGACCAGAACAAAGUUGAUCUACACUUUGGUUAUUGAUUUAAUUAACAGGAUCAGAACAGGAAGCUAAAUAUGUAGUGUUAGUUUCCCAAGUAUGUUACAAAUGAGCAAUUAUCUAUUUCAAGCCACAUAUAGCUAGACAUAUUUGUCAUGUAUGUUGCUAUACACCUCAAUAAUGUAAUAUUAUACUUAAGUUAAUAUGGUGAGGAAACAGGAAAAACCAUGUACCAAAUACUCCAUAUGAUUAUGAAAUCAACCAGUUUCUGGCUGAAAUUACCCUUCAUAUAGGACUCUAUUUUAGCAAAUUUGUAGCUGAGUGUCCUUGCUGAAAGAACAAAUUCAUAGUGCCUUCGUCUGUGUCAAAACUGGGCAGAGCACAAGGGGCUACAUGAUACUACAUAUGUCUUGAUUCCAGGCCCUAUAAUUUACCAGUGAUCUAGUACCAACUACAUUUGUACAUGUAGAAACUUUUGAAUGCUGACAAGGAGUCUUAGGUAAUACUGUUAUAGCACAUACUCCAUUCCCUUAGCCUAAGUUGGUAUCCCGAAACCUAGCUUCCAUUUCUAGCUCAAUAUGUACUGAUUUCUGCUAGCUGUAACAUGCUGGUAAAUCCUGUCAGCUAUUAGGAGAUGAUUGCACUCAGAAAAUGGUACAUGAUAGGCUGAAAAGGAAAAGACAGCAAUAUUUCAACACCACCCAGAAACUGCUAACUUUAAAGCUCAACUGAAUCUACCUCUCCGGUUAUGACAAAAAAAAAAGUGUACAUGGUGCUUCCAAACAGAGAAAGGGGUAACGCUUUCACAUUUACUUUGGUGUCAGUCUGUGUGCUGAUAUACUGUCCAUAUAGUGGUUGAUACCUUGUUGUGUGGACAAAUUGGCCAUACAUGCACAACCAAAGUUACAUAGUGAUACCCUGUUGUUAUUAGAGGCUGAGUUUCCUUCGUGGCUAAAAAUGCAGCAUUGUUGACUUUCGUAACUCACUUAACUGUUUGUAUCUAAACUUUAGGUGGUAUUUCUUUGUUUAUAAAUUGUCUUUUCCUGUAGUAGUGUAAUGGAAGGAUUCAAGUUUCCAUUUUUAUCCUGUAGACUACAAUAAUUUUUAGAGAGAUACCCGGUAUCCAUAGACAUUUUGGGUCAAAAAUACCUUUGAUUUUAGAAAUUAUAUGUUUGAUUUGAAGACCAGGUCCUAAUUCUGAGUAUAAUGUUUGUAUUAUUUCUCAAUCGGUAGAAAACUUUUACCUGAACUUGCCAUUAUAUUUCUAUAGUUAUUUCACACCUUUUAAUUGUGAAUGUACUGCCCUAUAUUGGGGCAGUGUGUGGUACUGUGGGGCUAAGCAGAAUAUUAAAAUUAUGAUGUUUCCACUGGUUGAUUUGAUAGUAUACCUUCACAAUGUGAGGGGUGUGGGCUGCCAUUUGGUGAAAAAUAAUGGUUUUAAUUUUAAGAUUACAGAAGAGAAGUGGCUGGCAAUGGCAGGGUAUGUGACCUACAGUAAUUUUUAGCCAGUCGUGAAUGUAGUCCUGUAUGUUACCACAAGAAGUGAUAUCGUCUUCCUGAUUCCUUGUAUCACCUGUAUGUAUUUUAUGUAAUAAACAAGUAUGUAAUGAA
Messenger RNA from Branchiostoma belcheri (Belcher's lancelet), 7546 nucleotides. Its product is annotated as KN motif and ankyrin repeat domain-containing protein 1-like. Lineage: Eukaryota; Metazoa; Chordata; Leptocardii; Amphioxiformes; Branchiostomatidae. Gene Ontology annotation, biological process: negative regulation of actin filament polymerization. Gene Ontology annotation, molecular function: protein binding. The coding region runs from base 314 to 4003 and encodes 1229 amino acids. The record is from RefSeq and is a predicted model, not a curated record. The transcript has 16 exons. Gene Ontology annotation, cellular component: cytoplasm; cytoskeleton.